AUGCUAUCAUGCAACCUUUUAGAUAAUGAGGAAGUUCAGAAUCUAACAAGAGAAGAACUAAUGGCUCAGCUACAGAUUAAUUCUGAAAUAAUGGAAGCAGAGAAAGAGGGUGCUUUUGUUAGGAAGUUAAAAGAGGCUCGUUUAGAGUCUGAAGAGUUAUCAUCGAAAGCGAGCAAACGUGAGAUUUCCUUGGUUGGACAAAGUCAGGCGCCCUAUCUCAGCAAUCUUAACGAGGAUCCUAUGCUUUCUGGAGUGUUAAUUUACACAAUUCAUAAGAAUAAGGUGUGA
This is a messenger RNA of Protopolystoma xenopodis, 288 nucleotides long. The record is from the annotation of a GenBank genome assembly. Lineage: Eukaryota; Metazoa; Platyhelminthes; Monogenea; Polystomatidea; Polystomatidae.